This is a messenger RNA of Aspergillus clavatus NRRL 1, 1068 nucleotides long. Its product is annotated as S-adenosylmethionine-dependent methyltransferase. The record is from RefSeq and is a predicted model, not a curated record. Bases 1 to 1068 code for a protein of 355 amino acids. The transcript has 3 exons. NCBI's taxonomy places the organism in Eukaryota, Fungi, Ascomycota, Eurotiomycetes, Eurotiales, Aspergillaceae.
AUGGAUCAAACAGCGGAUCUAGAGGUUUUUCUGUCGUCUAUCGGAGAAGAGGUAGAAGAUGCUGACGAGGAAUCCUUCCUCCUCUUCUCGCGAGACAUCCCCUCCGCAAACCUGGGCUUCGUGGACUCGCGCGCAACCUCCGUCGAGAUCACCAUCCACGACCAAGACUACACCAUCAAUCAAUCCCCGACUCUUCUCUCCUCGUCUCGAGCCGGAGGCACAACAGGCGCAGUCCUCUGGAAAAUCACCCCUCUCUUCGCAGAAUGGAUCUCCGCGUCGCACUCCAACCCACUAUGGAAACACGCCCUGCUCUCCCCCGCCUCUACAGCUGUUGAACUGGGCUGCGGCAUCUCAGGCCUCAUCGCCCUCACCCUCGGCCCCCGAAUCCGCCACUACGUCGCCACAGACCAGGAGUACGUCCACAGACUCCUGCGCGAGAACCUCGCCGCAAACGCCGCAGUCGCGGUAGCAGGCAUAGGCACAGGACCCUCCAACAAACCCAAGACGAAGACAAAGCGGCGCGCCACCGCCGCCGCGGCGCCAUCCAAAUCCAAAUCCGCAAAGGAAAAAGGGAAGCAGCAGGGGCGCGAAACCCCCGGCCCGGAGAACGUCACCUUCGCCGCGCUGGACUGGGAACUCGACGUGCCUGCGUCCUUGAAGGAGAGUAUCGGGCUGGCAAGCGGUACGGGCGAAGGUGACAACAACCGCGCGGGGGUAAAGGAAGAGGAAGAGGAGGAGGAGGAGGUGGUGGUGGACCGGGGCUUCGACGUCGUCCUGUCCUGCGACUGCAUCUACAACGAAGCGCUGGUGGCGCCGUUUGUGCGCACGUGUGCGGAGUUCUGUCGUCUGCGGCCUGUUUACGGGGCGGAUGGGCGGGCGUCGGCGCGGCCGCCGACGGUCUGCGUCAUUGCGCAGCAGCAGCGGUCGCCGGAUGUGUUUGAGGCGUGGUUGCGGGAGACAAUGCGUGUGUUUCGGGUGUGGAGGCUGGGGGAUGAGGUGUUGGGGGAGGGGUUGAAGGCGGGGACGGGGUAUGUGGUGCAUCUCUUGUUGUUGAAGGAUGGUGUGUAG